AGCACAAUCAAACAUUAAAAUGAGCCCUCGGGGAGCUCGGGGUCCGUAAAGCGCGUGUUUAAAGUGAAAUGUGAGCACGUUUAAACAUGUAGAAAGUCCCCGGCGCUACAGAGCUGAAGGUCUGACAGAGAAACAUCAUGGCGUCGGGCUGAGCAUGAACGCAGGAGAUGUCUCAGGCUCCGUGGCGUUGGACUCCGUCAGUUCUGUUACUUUCACACAGGAUACAGAUGGUACCAUCAUCCUACACUGCACUCAGAACGAUGAGGGGCCAAUUGGGUCGGACGAGGAACCCGAACCCAUUCAUAAGCGGUUGCGUUUGUCCAGCGAGGAGACAGAAGACCCCGCCUCCACGCCAUCUGCUUACUCGGUGGUCGCACUUCCACUUUCAGAGCGUGAGGAGAGCUUCGAGGUGACAAUGACGGCCACGGAAAUGAAAGACGAUCCGGAUCAGGAGAGCGAAGAUCAGUUGAAGCAGGAUGAGAAGUUGUCCCCCUCACGGAAAUCCAGCGACGUGACAGCAGUCAGCCAGGCUUGGUUUACGACCAAAGAGGACAAGAACACGUUAGUGAACAAAGGUCACAAGUGGAAACAGGGCAUGUGGUCAAAGGAGGAGAUUGAUAUACUGAUGAGUAACAUUGAAAACUACCUCAAGAACCGGGGGAUUCAGGACCCUUCAGAGAUCAUCUUCGAGAUGUCAAAAGAAGAGCGAAAGGAUUUUUACCGUAGCAUCGCAUGGGGUUUGAAUCGUCCCCUGUUCGCAGUUUACAGGCGCGUGUUGCGUAUGUAUGACAAUCGCAACCACGUAGGCAAAUACACACAAGAGGAAAUUGAAAAACUGAAAGAACUCAGGCAGAAGCACGGAAAUGACUGGGCCACUAUCGGGGCAGCUCUCGGACGCAGCGCCUCGUCAGUGAAGGACCGGUGCAGACUCAUGAAGGACACGUGCCAUACAGGUAAAUGGACAGAGGAAGAAGAGAGGAGGCUGACAGAGGUGGUGCAUGAGCUGACGGGCACAGUGACUGGUGAUGUGGUGACUCAGGGGGUAUCGUGGGCAUCGGUGGCUGAUCUAGUUGGCACUCGCUCGGAGAAACAGUGCCGCUCUAAAUGGCUCAACUACCUGAACUGGAAACAGAGCGGAGGCACAGACUGGACCAAAGAGGACGAUAUCAACCUCAUCAACAGGAUCAUCGAGCUGUCAGUGGAAGACGAGAACGAAAUAAACUGGGACAUUUUGGCUGAGGGAUGGAGCAGCGUUCGCUCUCCUCAGUGGCUCCGGAGCAAAUGGUGGACCAUUAAAAGACAAGUGUCCAAUCACAAAGACCUUCCAUUUCCUGUCUUGCUAAAAGGACUACAGGACGUUGUGGAAGCUCCCUCGUCCACAGUGAAUAAGGUCGUGGUGGUGGGCUCGCGCUCCGUCCACGGCUCGUCCAGCCCGGUCACUGCACUACAGAUCCCUGUCCAGAUCCCUGUCCAGAUCACACACAUCUCUUCUUCAGACAGUACAAGUGGGAGCUCAGAAAGCGGGACGAUUACACUGAACUCUGGGGCGCUGCAGACUUUUGAACUUCUCCCAUCCUUCCACUUGCAGCCCACCGGCACCCCGGGUACCUACUUCCUCCAGACCGGGUCCAAUCAGAAUCUGCCUCUAACGCUAUCUGCCAAUUCCACCGUCACGCUCGCAGCCGCAGGAUCGCCCGGUUCACCAGAGCAGAUCAUCUUACACAGCCUGGCCGGAGACAGCAUGAGCGACAACGUUACGGUACAAAUGUCUCAUCCUGGCAUCAUAAUCCAGACUGUGACAUCAGAAGACCUUCCUGACCCUCUUAACCAAUCAGAGUUGACGUCUGAGCGGGACUUGGCCAAUGAGGAGGGUGCCGAAGAGAAGCAGCGCUCGAAGGAAGGGGAGUCGAAUGAGCAGAGCUCUAAAGUAGUGCGAGAGGACGCAACAUAUAAGAGUUUGAAAUUAAAGGAGGAAGCAGUGAACAGCGGUAUCGUUGACAGCACCGUGCUAAUUGUCCCGUCACCGAGCAGCUUCAUCCCGACCAGCGACAUCACCACCGACGCCGUCCUUCCUGUUGGAACACUCACAGAUCCCAUUCUGCAGAACCAGGAGGAAGGCUCAGACUGCUGAGCACCUGUCUUGUGCGUCUAAUGCAAGAGAAGGUUGGGAGUUUGUGAGAAUGCCAUCGUUCUCAGAACAUCCUGCUGUAGAGGGCAAGUAUUAUUGUGAAGGAGAUCCGGUAUAAACUGGGAGAGUCAGAAACCUGUGUGUAAUGUUUUCUACACUUGCAAAAAACAGUCAUUAGAUUAACAAUAUGAACACUGAGCCAUUUGUCAUGAUAAAGACUGGGAGACACACGCACACACACACACACAUUAUACACAAACACACGCACACACACAGAUUGUUUACUGCUAUGUAGCUGUUUAAUGUCUAAAUAUUUGUAGAUCUGUACAUGUCAUGCUAUUAUGGACAAGGUGCAGUCAUAGGUUUUUUUAUGGUCCGUUAAACAGAAAAGCGUUACACUGAAUCAUGAUUUAUUUUUUUUGGACAUCUGAGUACUGCUUUCUCAUUCACAUUUUAUGAAAUUUGCACUGAUCCAUCUUCGGUUAUGAUAGCGUGUUAGCCAAACACCUAACGUCUGCUUGUCUGGACAGAUGUUAAUUUAUCAAAGGGUUACAUUUUCUAUGUGAGUGUAAGGUCUUGUGUUUAUUUAUUGAAUAAACAAAAUGUUAUUCACUG
Molecule: messenger RNA, 2743 nt
Organism: Tachysurus fulvidraco (yellow catfish)
Lineage: Eukaryota; Metazoa; Chordata; Actinopteri; Siluriformes; Bagridae
Gene: dmtf1
Product: cyclin D binding myb-like transcription factor 1
Exons: 17
Coding region: 155-2131 (658 amino acids)
Biological process (GO): regulation of transcription by RNA polymerase II
Cellular component (GO): nucleus
Molecular function (GO): DNA-binding transcription factor activity, RNA polymerase II-specific; RNA polymerase II cis-regulatory region sequence-specific DNA binding
Source: RefSeq, a predicted model, not a curated record